This is a messenger RNA of Letharia columbiana, 669 nucleotides long. RefSeq lists its product as uncharacterized. Gene Ontology annotation, cellular component: ribosome; mitochondrial large ribosomal subunit. The coding region runs from base 1 to 669 and encodes 222 amino acids. Gene Ontology annotation, molecular function: structural constituent of ribosome. The record is from RefSeq and is a predicted model, not a curated record. Gene Ontology annotation, biological process: mitochondrial translation. The transcript has 2 exons. NCBI's taxonomy places the organism in Eukaryota, Fungi, Ascomycota, Lecanoromycetes, Lecanorales, Parmeliaceae.
AUGAACGCACCCAACGCCAUCAUAAAGACCUCCGUAGCCAGCGUCGCCGCUGUUCCCCGCGUCCGCCCUAAUCCAGCUCGUCUCCGCAAGCCCUCUCCGCUACCUCUCCGCCCGCUGGUACCCGACCGCUUCAAGCCUCCGAAGGGAGAGAAGCAAGUGUUCCUACCCAACUUCACCCUCACCUUCCUCCGCACGCCGACCCAACCGCCCCACUUCGCCUCCUUCCUCACCCCGCUCUGGCUCAACAAGCUCGACCUCAAAGACUACCUCUACCACGUCUACGGCGUCCAGGCCCUCCGCGUCCGCUCCUUCAUCAUCCAGGGCAAGGUCCUCCGCAACGACCGCACGGGCCGCCUCGCCCGCGCCGGCGCCGCGAAGAAGAUGACGGUCGAGAUGGUGCAGGGCCAGGAGGGCCAGGGCCCGUUCGUGUGGCCCGAGGUCCCGGACGAGGUGCUGGCGGAGGGUCGGGAGGCGCAGGACGCGAGGGAUAAGGCGGUGGAGGAGCAGAAGAUGAGGCAGCAGCCGGAUGAGAGGUAUAAGCUGGAUCCGAGGGAUGCGAAGGGGCUGAAGGAGAGGGCGAGGUUGUUGUUGCAGGGGAAGGUGAGGUGGAGGCCUAGUUGGGAGGAGAAUGGGGGCGCGGCGGCGGUGGCGAUGGGAAGGGAGGGGUAG